AUGGCCGCUCUUGCGCCCGUUAUCAGCAGCUUUUCGCUCAUCUUCGGAGGGUGUUGCGCAAAUGUGUAUUGUCUGGAAGCAAUAGUAAAGCAAGAGCCUGACAGUGGCCUACUCAUUACGCUCUUCCAAUUCGUGUUUACAUGUCUCUCGACAUUGCACUACCAGUUCGAUCCGAACGGUCGUUACUUCAUGCGGAGUUCGCCCGUACCAUUUCGGAAAUGGUGUGUCAGCGCUGCGUUGUUCUUCACGGUCAACAUGCUGAACAACUGGGCUUUCGCAUUCAACAUCUCAGUCCCUGUUCACAUCAUCCUCAGAAGCUUUGGAAGUGUGACUACUAUGGCGGCUGGCUGGUUUCGUGGCAAGAGAUACACACCUCUCCAGGUCUUCUCCGUUGCGAUUCUGACGCUAGGUGUCAUGGUGUCAGCAUGGGCAGAUGCACAGUCGAAGGGCAAGAACAUGGAUGCUUCGAGCUCCGAUGAGUCGAAUUCUUCUCUACAAGCUGGUCUUCUUAUCCUGCUCAUCGCGCAACUACUCUCCGCAUGGAUGGGCGCCUACGUCGAGGACGUCUAUCGUGAACAUGGCAAGGACUGGCAGGCCAACCUCUUCUACUCCCACUUGCUGUCCAUCCCGUUCUUUGCAGGAUUCGCACCGGUUUUAACGCAACAAUUCAAGCGCCUGCAGGCCUCGCAAUCAUUCGAGGUCCCACCGAAAGUCGCAGAGAACCUCCCGCCAAUCGUCAACACUAUCCUGGCCUCAACAUCACAGCAUGUCAUCUAUCUUACUGCCAAUGCCCUUACCCAACUGCUCUGCAUCACCGGCGUCAAUAUGCUCAGCGCCAACACUUCCGCCGUUACUGUUACGAUCGUUCUGAACAUCAGAAAGCUGGUAAGCUUCUUGCUCAGUAUCUGGAUAUUCGGAAACCAGAUGACUGGAUUGAUGAAAGUCGGCGCUGCCAUGGUGUUUGGUGCGGGUGCUUUGUAUGGGUGGGAAACAUCGUAUCGCAUUCCGCAGCAGAAGAAGUUGGAGGCUGAAAAGGGAAAGAAGGGCCAGUGA
Molecule: messenger RNA, 1053 nt
Organism: Alternaria novae-zelandiae
Lineage: Eukaryota; Fungi; Ascomycota; Dothideomycetes; Pleosporales; Pleosporaceae
Exons: 4
Coding region: 1-1053 (350 amino acids)
Biological process (GO): transmembrane transport
Cellular component (GO): endoplasmic reticulum membrane; Golgi membrane
Molecular function (GO): UDP-N-acetylglucosamine transmembrane transporter activity
Source: RefSeq, a predicted model, not a curated record